Molecule: messenger RNA, 585 nt
Organism: Didymodactylos carnosus
Lineage: Eukaryota; Metazoa; Rotifera; Eurotatoria; Philodinida; Philodinidae
Source: the annotation of a GenBank genome assembly
AUGGCUCGUUCAAUAACAAUUAAUCCCAAUUUAGCGUUAUUAAUUAUCGAUAUGCAAAAAACUUUUGAGUCGAUGGCAAAGCCAUUAAUACCGGAAAUUAAUGCAACAAUUGCUUCGGCGAGAAAAGCAAAUAUACCUGUCAUAUUUUCACAACAUGGUCAUGAAAACCCGGAUGAGGAAGAGUCAACGUCUGUUUUAGUAAAAUGGUGGGGCGCCAGUGGAUCGAUCAAACGUGGUUCAGCCGAUUGGCAAUUGUUACCAGGUUUAGAUGUUGGGAAAAAUGAUCCUGUUUUAAGCGAGAAAUCAACAUAUGAUGCAUUUCAUAAUACACGUUUAAAAUCCCUACUGGAUUCAUGGAAUGUUGAUACACUUAUAAUUAGCGGUGUUCUGACAAAUUUAUGUUGUGAAACAACUGCUCGAUCAGCAUUUGUUCAAAACUAUAAUGUAAUAUUUCUAUCAGACGGUACAGCUACUGCUAGUGAUGCUAUGCAUCAAGGAACGUUAAAAACAAUUGGAUUCGGAUUCGGUCAAGUGAUGACUUGCGCUGAUUUGCGUGAAAAACUCGCUAAAAUAAAAGGCAAAUGA